Homarus americanus (American lobster) is the source of this 2197-nucleotide messenger RNA. Its product is annotated as multifunctional procollagen lysine hydroxylase and glycosyltransferase LH3-like. Gene Ontology annotation, biological process: peptidyl-lysine hydroxylation. Lineage: Eukaryota; Metazoa; Arthropoda; Malacostraca; Decapoda; Nephropidae. Gene Ontology annotation, molecular function: iron ion binding; L-ascorbic acid binding; procollagen-lysine 5-dioxygenase activity. Gene Ontology annotation, cellular component: endoplasmic reticulum. The record is from RefSeq and is a predicted model, not a curated record.
UGAUUUUUGAUAUAUUACAGGGGGAUUUGGAAUGUUCCAUACAUUACUGGAGUCUACCUCAUCCAGAGAAAAGUUCUUGAAAACCCUGAAACACGGCCAAACUACAUCUUUAAGCUGUAUGACGCCGACAUGGCAAUGGCCACCAACAUGAGGGAAAAGGGAGUGUUCAUGUUUGUGAGUAACAUGGAGGACUAUGGACACUUGGUGGAUCCUGACUACUUCCCAACAAAGUACCUGCACAAUGAUAUGUGGCAGAUGAAGGCAAACCGGAAAGAUUGGGAGGAGCGUUAUAUCUCUCCUGAAUACUGGACAGCUCUCAGCCCUAAAGAACUCAAUCUAAUGCCAUGCCCUGAUGUUUAUUGGUUCCCAUUAUUUACACCAAGAUUCUGCACGGAACUCAUUGAAUUGGCAGAUGAUAAUGGUGGCUGGUCAGAUGGUGGCAACCAAGACCCCAGAUUGGCAGGAGGCUACGAAAAUGUGCCAACCGUAGAUAUUCACAUGAACCAGAUGGAAUAUGAACAAGAAUGGCUAUGGAUUCUCCGUCAUUAUGUGAAGCCACUAGCAGAAAAAGUCUUCUUGGGUUAUGAUAGUGAUCCAGCUCGGGCAAUCAUGAACUUCAUUGUACGAUACAGACCUACUGAGCAGUCCUUCCUUCGUCCCCAUCAUGAUUCGUCAACUUAUACAGUCAACAUUGGAUUGAAUCGGCAUAUUGAUUAUGAGGGAGGCGGUGCUCGAUUUAUUAGAUAUAAUUGCUCAGUAGUCAACACACGUGUCGGAUGGACAUUGAUGCAUCCAGGACGUCUCACCCACUACCAUGAAGGACUGCAGACUACAAAAGGCACACGUUAUAUCAUGGUUUCUUUUAUUGAUCCUUAAUAUGAUUGAUAAGCUUAACGUACAUUUUAUAUAUUUUUAUGAUCUUGAAGCACUUUAGUGGUAAUGUACCUUUUAUGUAUCAUGGUAAUGAUUAGUACAAUACUGAAUUUUCAAGUGAAAAAUUAUCAUGACAAAGAUCUGUCUUAAAGAAUUUCAUGUUUGUUGUGGAUGUUUGUAUUUUAAUUUUAAAAUUGUAAACAUAGUUAACCAAUUUAAAACUAAAUAUGUUUGUUAAUACAUUUUUUCCCAAGAUGUCAUUGUGCCUUGUCUCAUGCUAAGUUUUGUGAGUACCCUGUAAUCAUUCUAUAUAACGGAAUGAAGUGUGUAGACCGAGUCCACAAAAAGGAGGAUUCUGCUAAAUCAACUAUACAGCUAUACCUCUGGCAAUGAAGUGGAUGUGUUCAUGAAAUCCAUUCUGUCCUCAGAAACUUAGUUGUCAAAGUUAGAUUUUUCGAUGGAAGUAGUUUCCAAUCCUUUGUAUAAAAACUGCCAUCAUAAAUAAUAAAAAUGAUACAUAGCACAUUGUAAAAUACAAAUGCAGCUGCCCUGACAAUUUGCGAAUUUUUAAUUCGCAGACCUCGAUUAUUCGUAGAUGACACCCAGGAUGUACCCAAGAAUGUCAAAGAGUAGUUUUAAAGUUGCUGGCAUUUUCAUGGCUGGGACUGGGAGCCAUUCCUUCUAGAGACAGUAAUUUCUUUUACCUGUAUUGUAUAUGUGUUUGUGUGUGUGUGUGUGUAGACAAACGCACGCAAAAUACAUACAAAUAAAUAAUAAUGGGAAAAUCCUCUCACAAAUAAUCAGAAACAAGACAACAAAAUGUAUUAAAAAUGUGAGUCUACCUUCAAGUCAAUUCCGUGCUUUGUUAAGAUGUUAGCAAAAUAACUAGUAAAAAUUUCUAGUUUCUAUAAAAAUUGAGAGAUGCAUUUACUUACCCUUUUCAUUAGAGAAUUUAGCACUCACUUUAGGCAUGGUAACAAUUAUAUAUGUGCACACAUGCUGGAAGAAUACAAAAACACCUGGGAGACCACUACAAUGUAUACUGUAGUAAGGCAAAUCGGAAAACUCCCUUUAUCUAGUGGAAUCCUCUUCCAGCUGCAGAAGCAAAUACCAGCACAAAUUCCUUCCGCUAAAUCGAACAUCUCCUAAAGAGAACUCCGUUAUAAGGAAUGAUUACUGUACUCUACUUCUCUGUUGCAAACAAAACCAAUGCUCUGAAGCAGAUUCAGUACUUUAUUUGUUUAUCAGACUGAUUGUGCCAUAAGACAUUCCAGAACAGCAUAUAUUCUGGUACUGUAUAAUAAAGCUUUGUCAUAUCGGUUCA